Juglans regia (Persian walnut) is the source of this 2391-nucleotide messenger RNA. Its product is annotated as transcription factor RF2a-like. Lineage: Eukaryota; Viridiplantae; Streptophyta; Magnoliopsida; Fagales; Juglandaceae. The transcript has 5 exons. Gene Ontology annotation, biological process: regulation of DNA-templated transcription. The record is from RefSeq and is a predicted model, not a curated record. Bases 457 to 2196 code for a protein of 579 amino acids. Gene Ontology annotation, cellular component: nucleus. Gene Ontology annotation, molecular function: DNA-binding transcription factor activity.
GUGUAGUCGUCGUCGUCGUCGUUUUAGAGAGAGAGAGAGAGAGAGAGAGAGAUAGAGAGAGACAAAAGAGAGAGCGAGAGCUUUCUUGAGUUCUUCUCCUUCUUCUUCUAGAGAGAGAAAGUGCUUGCCUUUUUUUCUUCUGAGAAAUAUAGAGAGAGAGAGAGAGAGGGAGGGGCGGAGGCUGUGGCCUUGGCAUUUCCGUAGGAGAAAGUUAAAUGUGGCGGAAAAUCUAGUGCGCACCACCUCUACGUCUGAUAACUUGGGUCGGCCGGCAAUUUCUUUCCCUUGCUCAGAAGAUUGUUGAAAUUUCCUUUGUGGUAAGUGGGUUUUGGUUCAGGCGUUGAAUUUAAGCACUAGGAACUCUGUGAAGUGUUAAUUUGAUCAUUCUUUUCGAAGAAGCAUUCUACAAUCUAAGAGUCACUUCUAAAAAAGUACAUUAGUAGGCUUUGGAGCAAAAUGGGUGACACUGAAGAAGCCAAUAGUGAUAUGAUGCAAAGGCUUCAGUCUUCAUUUGGAACUUCUUCAUCUUCCAUUCUAAAGCAACCUUUAUCCAUGGAGCAGCUCAAUAUAUCCCAGUUAAGCCCUUCACUAAACCGUGCCCGCCAUUUUCAGCAAAAUUUUAGUGGAGAUAGUACCAAAAGAGUUGGUAUACCGCCUUCUCACCCCCAUCAGAUCCCACCCAUUUCUCCGUAUUCUCAGAUCCCGGUGUCCCGUCCGGUGAACCAGCAGAUGGGUUCUCAGAAUUUUAGCCCGGGACCCACUCAUUCGCGAUCCUUAUCUCAGCCGUCGUUCUUUUCGCUGGAUGCAUUGCCCCCCUUGAGCCCGUCUAUGUUCCGUGACUCCUCAUCCACGUCGAUAUCUGAUGCGGUGUCGGGUGAUGUGUCGAUGGAGGAUCGGAAUACGGGUUCGCAUUCUUGGUUGCCUCCCUCUCCCUAUACGAGGGGUGAUGCUGCGCGGGUUGGGGAUAGUUUACCCCCGCGAAAAGCGCAUAGAAGGUCUAAUAGUGAUAUUCCGUUUGGGUUUUCUAAUGUGAUGCAAUCUUCACCGCCCCUUGUUCCAUUGAGGGGUUCGGGUGGUUUAGAGAGGUCGAUGUCUAGUCGAGAAAAUUUGGGUGUGGCAAAGCCGGCUCAGCUGGUUAAAAAGGAAUUGACUUGGGAGAGAGGUGGUGAUAACAAUGCAGAAGGUAUGGGUGAGAGGAAAUCAGAAGGGGAAGUUGUGGAUGAUCUGUUUUCUGCAUAUAUGAAUUUGGAUAACAUCGAUGCAUUGAAUUCUUCGGGCACAGAUGAGAAGACUGGUAAUGAGAAUCGUGAGGACUUGGAUAGUAGAGCUAGUGGGACAAAGACUAAUGGAGGUGACAGCAGUGAUAAUGAAGCAGAAAGCAGUGUGAAUGAAAGUGGAGCCAGCAUGCAGAGGGCGGGACUGGGUUCUUCCGCUGAGAAGAAGGAAGGGAUCAAAAGGAGUGCUGGUGGAGAUAUUGCCCCAACCACCAGACACUACAGAAGUGUUUCUAUGGAUAGCUUCAUGGGGAAGUUGCACUUCGGUGAUGAGUCACCUAAACCGCCACCUUCACCUGGAACUCGUCCCGGACAAAUGUCACCCAGCAAUUCAAUUGAUGGAAAUUCAAAUGCCUUUAGUAUGGAGUUUGGAAAUGGCGAGUUUAGCGGGGCAGAGCUGAAGAAAAUUAUGGCAAACGAAAAACUUGCUGAGAUUGCUUUGACCGAUCCAAAGCGAGCAAAAAGGAUUUUGGCAAAUCGUCAAUCAGCUGCUCGUUCCAAAGAACGGAAGAUGCGGUACAUUUCAGAGUUGGAGCAUAAGGUUCAGACGCUACAGACUGAAGCUACCACAUUGUCUGCACAGCUUACCUUGUUACAGAGAGACUCUGUUGGUCUAACUAACCAGAAUGGUGAAUUGAAGUUCCGUCUGCAAGCAAUGGAACAACAGGCACAACUCCGAGAUGCUUUAAAUGAAGCCUUGACUGCGGAGGUCCAACGGUUGAAGCUAGCUACUGCAGAGAUGAGUGGGGAAAACCCAUCUAAGUGCAUGGUUCCACAGCUUUCUGUUAACCCUCAAAUGUACCAGUUGCAGCAGCAGCAGCAGUCCCCUACCCAGUUCAACAUUCAUCAGUUGCAACAGCAGCCACCUCAGUCACAGCAGCAGAAUGGUAGCACAACCUCGAAACAUGAGUCCCUUCAAUAGGAUGUGAAAUAUGGGUUUCUGUGUGUUGGAUGGCUCUGUGGUAUCAAUCAUUAUAGUUUAAGAUUCAGUAAUAGUUGCUUAAUGCAUUCAUUCGUUAUUAUACAAUCUUAAAUUAAAGUGUGUUAAUCAUGAAUUCAAUGUGUGUCCAGCUCGGACUAUGGGUAUUAAAUCAUAUACAAGUCUCAACAUUAAUUA